Molecule: messenger RNA, 816 nt
Organism: Teleopsis dalmanni
Lineage: Eukaryota; Metazoa; Arthropoda; Insecta; Diptera; Diopsidae
Product: nuclear transcription factor Y subunit gamma-like
Exons: 4
Coding region: 67-816 (249 amino acids)
Source: RefSeq, a predicted model, not a curated record
UCGGAAAAAAAAAAUUUUUUUUUGAGUAUAUAUAUAUAAAUAUAUAUUGUUAAAAUUGAAAAACGAAUGGCGCUUUCGCUUUUAACACAAUUUCCCAGUUUCUCGGAUUUACAAACAUUUUUCGAUACGACACAUACAAAUACCUAUCAACAAAAUCAUAAUCAUCAACAAGAGCAGCAACAACAACAACAAUACCAACAACAAGAUCAAUUCGAUCAAAUGGAAUACAAUAAUCAAAGUCAAUAUCAUCAAAACGUUAACAAUAAUUGCCACAAUAGAAAUAGUGACAUUAACCACAGUAAUAGUAUCCACAACAACAACAACAACAACAAUUCUACCAAUAACAAUCUAAAUAAUAAUAAUAAUAACAACAAUAACAACAAUAGCAAUCAUUCGCAUAACAACAGUUCUACGAGUUUAAGCAAUCAGCAUUUCACGAAUACAAACCGAAACUAUAACAGUGGUUAUCAUCAUCAGCACAUUAGUGCAGAUUAUGAAACUGUAAUCAAUUUCAUAGACUCACCACCAAACUCAGAAGAAUCUUGGACAGACGAUCGUUCCAAAGGCUCACCCGGACCACAAAUAAUUGACGUUCAAACAAUUUAUUCCAAUAACGGAUCACGUAAAAGACGAAUGGAUUGGGAUUCCUUAGAUAUCGAUCAGAGUGGAAACACAGCAACAACAGCUCAAACGGAUGAAAUACCAAACAAGAUAACAAGUCACGAUAAAGAAAGACAUAAAAGAGAAAAACUUGGUGAGUUUAUAAGUUCUACAGACAGUGGCCGUGAAGGGGUUAAAGAUAAGGAUCGUCCUUAG